AUGCCAAGCGCGGAGUGGUGGAGAGCCCGUGGGCAAGGCGGAGCAGGAACGGAGGUGCCAAUGCGACGACGGCAAGGCAACAAUGGACGGUCGCGGCGAGCAACAGGUGCGGAGACGGGCGGAGGAUCAGGCAGCAGGCGAAAGGCUGAAGGCUGGCUGAUGAACUGCGCUCACGGCUGGGAUGGGGCCAUGAACGAGGGAGAGGAGUCGGCGGAAGUAGCCAGGGGGUGCUGCCUCCGUACAGUGGGGAAGCGCGCCGCGUUCAUGCUUUGGCGCGGCCUGCACACGUCGGAGCGAGGAUGUUGCUUCGACGAGCACGUUGGCCUGGCCGGAUGA
Molecule: messenger RNA, 336 nt
Organism: Cercospora beticola
Lineage: Eukaryota; Fungi; Ascomycota; Dothideomycetes; Mycosphaerellales; Mycosphaerellaceae
Source: RefSeq, a predicted model, not a curated record